Symsagittifera roscoffensis is the source of this 908-nucleotide messenger RNA. RefSeq lists its product as uncharacterized. Gene Ontology annotation, molecular function: protein binding. The record is from RefSeq and is a predicted model, not a curated record. NCBI's taxonomy places the organism in Eukaryota, Metazoa, Xenacoelomorpha, Acoela, Convolutidae.
GGAUUACAGUUGGGCACUGGCUGCUUACGACGACACAACUCUAAUAAUGGUACCUCCCUUUAUAUCAUCACCUUCAGGCGAGAGAAGUGACGAGUUCAAAGUGUUAUCAGUGCACCCUGCCCCAAACACGCCCUUCAAUCCAAAUACAUCUGAUUACUACUCAUCCGAUAUCUAUAUUCGGAAUUUGACAGCUUCAACCAGAUACACAGUGUCGGUAGUGUCUACCCUGGGUGGAAAUGGGAGUUAUGCUACUCCAUGCAAGACUGCACCCUCUGAUCCACUGGAGAGCGAAGUGGUACAGUUUGUGGCGUGUACAGCACCCCCUCAACCGAAUGUGACUUGGGAGAGUUAUGAGACGAGUGUAACAGUUACAUUGCACACCCCUUCUUAUCUGUUCGACGACUGGAAACUGGAGAUCUUUAGUUUUUUUAACGGAACUUUUAGGGAAAUUUCAUUAAACUCAUCUCAGUCUGCAUACACAUUCGAUGGACUCACUUACGGAGUGAAUUAUGAAAUUUAUGUAUGGUUGCAAAUAGGCGGAGAUGUUGGAUUAACAGAUUGUGGUCCAGUGGGAGCAGUAUUCUCCCGUGGUUCUCUUUUAGACGUUUCAGCUGGGUGCAACAGCCAACCCGUUGUAUUACAUCAAAUCGAGGCAAAAAGCCGCUGGACGAUAUCAAUCAACUUCAUCAGUUUUUACUACUACAGCUGGGAAAGUUUGGUAAUUGUCUCUUCCAGCUCAUCGCUUACCAAUCCAAUAAUGAACAAAACGCUGGAUUUACACCUUAGUGGCCCCACUGAAAUUGAUGGGCUCUAUCCAGGAACUCAGUACUAUCUACACUUCAUUCAAUUGGUUCAGUUUUGUCCCAGCGGAGAUCGGAAGUUCAAUGAUACGACUUCAGCCUGCACAA